Saprolegnia parasitica CBS 223.65 is the source of this 1024-nucleotide messenger RNA. RefSeq lists its product as hypothetical. Bases 50 to 1024 code for a protein of 324 amino acids. The record is from RefSeq and is a predicted model, not a curated record. Lineage: Eukaryota; Oomycota; Saprolegniomycetes; Saprolegniales; Saprolegniaceae. The transcript has 7 exons.
CGUAUUCGGCUUGGACUUGGCACAACUCGCUUUGCACCCAAGGCCGCGGAUGGCGUCGUCCGCAGCCCGCGAUGCGUCGUCGCUCAAAGGCAACCUCAUGAUUCUCUCGUACGGUCUCAUGGAGUGGGCCGGCCAGAAGGUCGAUGCGACUGUCGUCACGCCCUGCGCGCAGAUGAUCUCGGGCUCGAUCGUCAACCCAUACGUGCUCAGCGGCAAGAUCUGGGACACGCUCAAGGAGAACACGCCGCAGCGCGCCCGCGACGUCUCGCGGCUCUUGAGCCUCGCGAUCUCCAAUUCGGCGCUCAUCCUUGGCAGCGACAACUCGACCGAGUGGAGUGCGUCAACUAAGGCACUGCGCGACCAUACGCUCGCGAUGGCGGCGACGCCGGAAGGCCAAGCCGUUGUCCAAGACUGCGUCGCAACGGUCGCCAAGACGUGUCAAGCGCUGAAUACGCCAGAGACCAAGGCGGCGACCAAGCAGCUCGCGUCGGCCGUGCAGAGCUGGAUCCAAAUGCUGGCGACGCCCGAGGGUCUUCAGGUCAUUGACGGCUUUGGCGACUGGUGCAACCACUUGACGGACGUGGCCGCGUCACCUGAGAGCACGAUUUUUCUUCUCGAGGUCGCCACCAACCUCUGCCACGUCUUGUCGUCCGACUCGACCCGCGAACGGCCCCGCGACCAAGUGACCAAGGAACUCGAAGAGCUCAUGCUGUCCAAGUUCAACAUGAGCGGGACGCCCGCGGCUACGGACGAGACGCCGCACGACGACAGUACCGAGGAUGACGACCAAGCGGACGAUGACGCGGCGCUGAGCGACAAUGAGACGGACAUGGCUGACACGGACAGCGUCACGUCACGCUUUAGCGUUGCGUUUAGCGGGGACGGUGACGAGGACGAGAGCGCGCCGCCGGCCGAGACGCCGAUGCCCACGUACACGAGCGACGCGACGCAUGCGACGAUCCGUCAGCGCCACGUGCGUCGACUCACCAACCAAGCCAUCCGCAACUGUUUGUACGAUACGUAG